AGACGCCGCCGCGGGCGGACGUGUGACCGUGAUUUAUAUUUUUUUUCGUAAAAAUUUUAGAAAUCGUGCUGGUGAUGUGUUAACUUCUGUGUUGCGGUUUUGUGUUUGGUAUUUUUGGCGGCUUCAUGUGUUGUGAUGUUCUUGAUGUAGUCUGAAGUGAUUGUUAGGAGAAAUAAACUUAUAACCACUAAGAAGACUGCGUAUGGCCGAAAGGAACGACGAGAGUCCAAGUAAGGCGUCUUACGCUUUUUGGACUUUACAAAAUGUUUGGAGAAAUCUCAGCUACAAAAAUAACGGCCUAAAUGGAGUACUAACUGAAGCUAAUAAAGCACAAAAUGCUAAAGCAAAAGAAAAUAGUAUUGAAGCAUCAAAUAGGUUCGUGCAAGGCAAUGAACGUCUUAUAGCGCCUGAUACAGAAAUAGAAGAGAAUGAAGAGGAAAUCCGUAAAAACGUAUGGAUUGACGUUGACGACGAACUUUACAUAGCAAAUUUGUUAAAAGAAAGAACUACAAAUGAAGUGAAACGCGAGAAACGUGAUAUUAGUGAUAGUGUUAGUGAGGUUGUGAGUAGUGUUAAGUUAGAUAACGAGAUGUGGGAGUUAGAGCCCACGGAUUUGACGGAGUGUGACUGUUUGGGACCCCCACCUGAGUUCCUAUUGCCGCCGCCUCCGCGACCCCCGUUCCUGCAAACUGAAUAUUACUGCGGGGAUGAGCCCAUACCAGAUUUGGAGACUUGCGAUACGGAACCAAAGAUAGACGCGUACAACCACAGCGGGCCGUCGCUCCAGACCUCAGCAGUCAUCGGACUCUGCUCCAUUGUGUUAAUCGUCGGCAUUCUCAUCGGAGCUAUUCUUGUUUGGAAACAUAAAAGAAAAGUCACGAACCUGCUACCCUCGAAGUCGUCAGCACCAACGCAAAGCACCGGUUCCCAAAGACGGGCACCGCCACCAGCUCCUCUGUAUGAGGAUCUGCAGGAUCUGCCCAGAAGACCUCCACUGCCACAUAGACCUGACUUGGAACCUCAGCUGGAGAUGGUCGAAACUAAAAGGCCGGGCUACCCAGGAAGAGUAUUCGUCUGUGGCUCUGGCACUUGGCGAGGAGGCAGCACCUGUGGCGGGGACACCUGUGGAGCUCCUCUUUAUGAAGAGCUUCCCCAUCGAUCAGAUGAUUCCCUACACAGUGACGAUCACUUUGCAGAAGAUGAGCUCAGUCUUGUUGGAGAAGCAGCGCCGUGCAGAACAUGUUCCAGGCCACCAGCUCCACAAUCUCUACCACAUCGUCCGAGACAGCAGCGUUUAGAUCGACGGCCAAAAUCUUUAGACAGAAGGCGGCAACAGCAUCGAAUGCCUCGUCAUAUACAUCCCCCGGACCCUUCAGAAUUCCAUGAAGGAGUGUUACUUGAUGCUUUAUUGAGAUUAUAUCCCCAAGUUGGGACAGUUGGAGCGAGACCACAGGGUCCUAUUCCUGCUGGGGCAGGAGGAGCUUGGCCUGGAGGAGAAUUGCCGGGAAUCGGCUGCUGGAGAGGUCCAAGAGCGUCUCCCAAACCCCCUAGUGGUGACUCAUCAUUUGGAUCAGAUUCAGGAUAUAGCAACAAUACAUGUGGAACGUGUGGCACCAGGGCAUCAUCAAGACACAGGCUGUCGGCAGAAAUCCCAAUGUCAUGAAUGAUGUGAAGUGUAUGGAUUUAAGUGUGAAAAUGGUCACGUGCCAUAAUGUUUCUUUGAGUAAGAAUGAACGUUUGCCGUGAAAUAGAAAUAGCAUAUUCAAAUUCAAUAGUUAUCUUUCACAUUCGGCCUAAUGUGCUGAUAUUCAGCUAUUGGCAUCAACUUCAUAUGCCUAACAACAUAUGCCUUCUAUAGAAUUGUGUUAAAAUUUAAAGGAAAUUCGUAGGGACGUUCCUACAAACCAUGUACAAAGUUUUAAUAAGUAGCUCUGUCCCCUUCUAGUUUAGUCACGGUAUUUUGAGAAAUGGUUUCUAAAUAGCUAUAGCAACCGAUAUUGUACAAAACUCAUGUGACCAUAUUUUUAAGUAGAUUUAGUAAUUUUUGUCCUAGCAAGUUAUUUCGAACUAGUCCUAAAAUUAUCACAAUUACGAAGUUAUCAAAUUUAAAAGUUAUCACGAUUAAUUUCUAUGUAAAAAUAAGUAUACAUUGAAAUGUUGUAAAUCAAUUCAGAUUUUGUAGAUAUUGUACAAAAGUUUUUAGGUAAACGAAUUACUUAAAUUAGUAAGUUGAAUUUUAUAAUCAUAUCACAUUAAAAUAUUCUACAUUAAAAUUUAAAUAACAAAAAGGUUACUUUCAAAAUCCUUCCAUUAAUGAACUCGCAUCAUUUUAAUUAUUCUACUGGUGCUAAUUUAACUUAUGAAGCUCCAACAAUUAUAACUUUACUUGCCUGUAUAACCCUUUCAUGGGCAGUACUUAAAUUACCUCACACAAAAAUUUCAGAAUUUUUCUUGCCGUAGUGCUCAUAUUGUUUCAAUAUAAAAUAUUCAAUGUAUGUAAAUCGUUAAAUUUGGUCAGUUCGUUGUUGAUACUUCUCCAUAGAGAAACUGUAGGCGGCAACUACUCAGAAAGUUAUAUACAUUUUAAGUGUCCAUACAACCUCAAAUGGCUUUGGUUGAUUACGCGUAACAGUGAAAGUGUUAAAUGAAAUACUUUGGAAAACUUUACAUACG
Hyposmocoma kahamanoa is the source of this 2673-nucleotide messenger RNA. RefSeq lists its product as uncharacterized. The transcript is spliced from 5 exons. Lineage: Eukaryota; Metazoa; Arthropoda; Insecta; Lepidoptera; Cosmopterigidae. The record is from RefSeq and is a predicted model, not a curated record. Bases 203 to 1663 code for a protein of 486 amino acids.